Messenger RNA from Rhinolophus ferrumequinum (greater horseshoe bat), 918 nucleotides. RefSeq names its product transmembrane protein 35B (gene TMEM35B). Lineage: Eukaryota; Metazoa; Chordata; Mammalia; Chiroptera; Rhinolophidae. The record is from RefSeq and is a predicted model, not a curated record.
AUGAGAGGGUGGCAACACCCCUGGAAGGCAAGGAAAGGGAGGCUCUGGCGCAGGUCCUCAGGCCGCUCGGUGGCGGGAGGAAAUAAACCGGCGGCAGGGGCGGGUUUUCGAGAGGUGGGGGGGGCUGCCCUGGGGCGUGCGAGCCCGGCUCUGGCGCUCCGGCUCGCUGCUCUGCGUGUCCUGCUGAGCGGCUUCUUCGCACUCACCGUGGGGGCCAAGCUCGCAGAGCAGAUCGCGGCACCUGCGUGCCAGCAGAUGAAAGCCCUGUUCAUCCAGUUCACUGACGUGUUGCUGUUGGUGUUCAGCUACCAGGCAGAUCCCAUGAGCUACCAAGUGGCUGUGGGCUGGCUGGAACUGCUGGCUGGGUUGCUGCUGGUCCUGGGUCCACCGAUGCUGCAAGAGAAUAACUUUUUUUUGACCGUGCUCAUGAUGGGGGCUAUCUUCACUUUGGCGUCUCUGAAAGAGUCACUGAACACUUGCAUCCCAGCUGUCGUCUGCCUGGCACUCUGGCUGCUGCUGGAUAUCUGCCGGCUCUUAGUCCAACCUAAGAAAGUGGUCAGACCUCCUAGGAGGAAGACUCCAAGAACAUUCAAGGAAUCCUGAGAGUAGGUGUCUCUUGCCUGUCUGUGCCUUGUCACUGUCACAGCAGGAACAUGGAACACACAGAGUCCACCACCUUGUUACCAAUACAGUACAUCCAGGCUCAAAGUAUGGCCACACUGUUGAAACAGACAUCUUGUCUACCUGGCCCUGCUUCCUCUCGGACAUUUACUGCUGUUUUCUGACAUUUACUAACAUUCUCCUUGUCAUGUGAAAAUAGAAAAUAAGCAGAAAAGAAAUUUAAAUCACCCAACAUUUUAAUGCCCCCAAAUAACUACUUUCAAUUCCUUUGUAUAACUGUUACCUCUCAGUUCUUUU